AUGCAUGGACCUUUACUCAACCCAAACCAGAUGCCCUAUUUGACCAAGGCGAUCUCACCUUUGGGUGAGUCUGACGGACUGGAUCCAGGCCUCCACCAAGCAAUGACCCUGGAUCAAUUCUACUACGCGACCCUCGAGAAUAGCAUGGCGAGAGAUAUUGAUCAAGUUGUGGUUCGGUGGGCCGAGGACCUCAACCACAAAAUCCAACAGCCGAAGAAAGACGCCAUGACUCGGGAAAACGAACGCAAGGAGCGUGAGAAACAUCUUCGCGAACCAGGGAAACAAAUUCUGGCUGUCGACCAGAUCUGGAUUCGUAUCCUCGACAACAAGACCAUCCUCACCAGCUGUACAAACCCAGCAGACCCGACUGAAGCGAGACUCCCAGAGCGGAUUCGUCGGUUUAUCCAGCUGAAUGACGAAAAAGAAGAGUUCCAGCGGCCCAGGACAGCAAAAGCCAUGGCUGAGAUUGUGCUUAGUAUUAUGACCACGUUGAUCCUUGAUCAGAAGUUCUUCCGAAGUCGCCGGGAAACGGACCAGCAGAGGACCAAAGGCAAGAAUGUCCUUGAAAUAUUCCAGGAGUCAGUUCGAGAUUUAAUGAACAAGGAGGCCACUCUCUACCAGAGCUUCUUAACGACCCUUGAGGACGAGUCGCACACGCACGAGCACACCGGAUUUAUUCGCGAUCUCCCGAAAAACCCCUACCAUGUUAUCGAUGACGAAGUCCACCUACUACGCGAAGCGAAGGAUAUAUGUGAUGAGCUCAACAUCCUCGAGACGGUGCUUGAAGGCCAGCAGCAGGUGUGGCAACAGACCUUCGAGACCCAGGACCUCGACACCUUCACGGGUUAUCAAUAUAGCCACCCGAUGAAUCCCACGCGCAUGUUGUGCGAGAUCCAGCGCAUCGUCGACGAGGCGACUGCCGUCCAGGAAUCAAUCAAUGCUCUUCUGGAGCUACGUCAGCAGCAGGCCGGUAUCAAGGAAGCCGAGUUCGGAAGAUGGCAAGCAAACGACACAGCCAAGCAGGCCAACAUCUCCCUAAUCUUUACGGUGGUGGCUAUUCUCUUCGUACGUGUCCCAUAUCCCCGGAUCUUUUACUUCUUUCUACCGGAGCAAAACACGGUGUAUUGA
This is a messenger RNA of Aspergillus saccharolyticus JOP 1030-1, 1128 nucleotides long. RefSeq lists its product as uncharacterized. Bases 1 to 1128 code for a protein of 375 amino acids. The record is from RefSeq and is a predicted model, not a curated record. NCBI's taxonomy places the organism in Eukaryota, Fungi, Ascomycota, Eurotiomycetes, Eurotiales, Aspergillaceae. The transcript has 5 exons.